Hirsutella rhossiliensis is the source of this 672-nucleotide messenger RNA. RefSeq names its product chromo (CHRromatin organization MOdifier) domain-containing protein. Lineage: Eukaryota; Fungi; Ascomycota; Sordariomycetes; Hypocreales; Ophiocordycipitaceae. The record is from RefSeq and is a predicted model, not a curated record. The transcript has a single exon. The coding region runs from base 1 to 672 and encodes 223 amino acids.
AUGUCAAGGGACAACUCGAAACCUUCAGCAUUCGCGCCAUGGACCGAGUCCGAGGCCUCAGAGAACUUCACGAACGUACGGCCCUCCUUAUCACGAGCCCAGGAGCGACAAGCGCGACACUAUAACAAGACUCGACAGCAAAUGUCCUUCGAGGAGGGUGAUUGGGUCCUUAUUUCCACCAAGAACCUUCCGUUGAGACGUCCGACCAAAAAGCUGACUGACAAGUACGUCGGGCCAUACCAGAUUGACCAAGUCGUUGGGGGUCAUAAACUAGCCUACCGCCUACGCCUGCCUUCAACAGUCAAGAUUCACAAUGUCUUGCCUGUCAGCAGCUUGGAGCUCUAUCGGACUCGAAAUCAAGAGCCUAUUGAGCCUGAGGAUCAUCCGUUUAUACCCGAGUCUACCUAUGACGUUGAAAAGAUUCUCGAUCAUCAAGGGCCGAAAAGUCGUCGGAGGUAUCUUGUGAAAUGGAAAAGACAUGGAGAUGAAGAGAACUCUUGGGUGUCCAGAAGCGACUUUGUGGAUAAAGCGUUUCUGGCGGACUACGACCAGUCUGUCUUGAAACUUAAGAGUUCGGGACGAACUCUUCAGGAGGAAGGGGCAACCUGUCACGCGCCUAAAGUGCUUGACCACGGUAGAUGGCUGGUUGAUUCCAACCACUGGCUGGAGUGA